AUGGAGUGCUUAAUGUUUGAUCAAUGUACUCUUUCUGAGGUCUCCAUCUCAUUUACCCAAUUCAAGUUUCUUGCAGCCAUUACUCUCAUUCUAUCCGUAAUCUACUUUUCGUACAAUUCAAAGUGUGUGUAUCUCCUCGACUUCAUCUGCUUCCGUGCACCUGACACUCAUCGAGUCCCCAUCUCCUCCUUCAUAGAGCACUCAGAAAUUAUGAAUGAAAAUCGAGAGAGAAUUGAAUUUCAAAGAAAAGUCAUGUUAAAAUCCGGCAUUGGAAAUGAAACCUGUUUACCAUUACAGAUCCAUCAACUCCCAGCUGAUCAGUCCUCUAGUUCUAUCCUGAAUGAAGUCGAAACAGUACUUUUUUCAGUAGUCCAAGAGCUGCUCACCAAGCACAACAUAACCCCGAAAAGCAUUGAUAUCCUCAUCACAAACUGCAGCCUAAUCUGUCCCACUCCCUCUUUGGCUGCAAUGAUCAUCAAUAAGUUCGGAUUCAGAAGCAAUGUCAUGAGCUUCAAUCUAUCCGGGAUGGGAUGCAGCGCGGGAAUUUUGUCAAUUAGCUUGGCUCGGGACCUCCUCAAAGUCCACAAGAAUUCAGUAGCUUUGGUCCUUAGCAUGGAGGCCAUAUGCUCAAAUUUUUACCAAGGAAAGGUCAAGUCUAUGCUCCUAGCCAACUGCUUGUUCAGAAUGGGAGGGUCUGCAGUGUUACUCUCCAACAGAAAAUGUGACAAAAAGAUUGCUAAAUACGAACUCCAGCACGUGGUCCGGACUCAUCUAGGGUCCAAAACUGGUUCCUACAAGUGCAUAAUACAGGAAUCGGAUGAGGAGGGGUAUACCGGGGUGUCCCUAUCCCGGACAAUCCUGCAGGUAGCAGGGGAAGGCCUGAAGACAAACAUGGCAUCACUAGGCUCAUUGGUGCUGCCCUAUUCGGAGCAAAUUGGAUACGGGUUGUCAGUGGCGUGGAAGAAAAUUUGGGCCCCUUCAAAGAAAAGGGGUCCUCGUAUACCGGAUUUCAAGAAGGCCUUUGCGCAUUUCUGCAUACAUGCUGGAGGGAAAGCAGUGAUUGACACCAUCAAGGAGAAACUGAAGUUGACAGAUAGAGAUAUGGAGCCCUCAAAAAUGACAUUGUAUAGGUUUGGGAACACAUCAUCUUCAUCAAUUUGGUACUCACUAUGCUAUCUUGAGGCAAAGGGGAGGGUGAGGAAGGGGGAUAAAGUUUGGCAGCUGGCAUUUGGGAGUGGGUUUAAGUGUAACAGUGCUGUUUGGAAAUGCAUUUCAAAGCUCAAACCGGACGAUUCGAAUGCGUGGUCGGACAGGAUCCAUAGAUACCCAGUGCAGGUGCCAGAGGUGACUGAUCAUUGA
This is a messenger RNA of Cornus florida, 1359 nucleotides long. RefSeq names its product 3-ketoacyl-CoA synthase 7-like. Gene Ontology annotation, molecular function: acyltransferase activity, transferring groups other than amino-acyl groups. The record is from RefSeq and is a predicted model, not a curated record. The transcript has a single exon. The coding region runs from base 1 to 1359 and encodes 452 amino acids. Gene Ontology annotation, biological process: fatty acid biosynthetic process. Gene Ontology annotation, cellular component: membrane. Lineage: Eukaryota; Viridiplantae; Streptophyta; Magnoliopsida; Cornales; Cornaceae.